Molecule: messenger RNA, 540 nt
Organism: Monascus purpureus
Lineage: Eukaryota; Fungi; Ascomycota; Eurotiomycetes; Eurotiales; Aspergillaceae
Source: the annotation of a GenBank genome assembly
AUGGAAGCCGCGUGGGAGAUAGAGGGACGCAUUCUGACGUUCGUGGACACCGGUGAUAGCCAUCGCUCUGGGACGGUUGUUAAAUACGGUGGGAGGAAUAGACAGUGGGGGAAUAUGCUGGCGUUGGAUCUGCUCCAGUUGAAGGUCAAUGAAGGCGAGAACGCAUCUCGGGAUCUCUCUGUGCCUAUGGCAGCCUCUGGAGGUUUAAGGAACUUCAUAAAGACCAUUGCCUGUCUCCCUGAGGGAUACCGUGGACAUCUUCAUGUUGACAUCAAUGAUAUCGACGACACUGUCGUCGCGAGAAAUCUCACAAUGCUGCUUAUUGCGUUCAAUCUCACGCCUGAAAUAGCCAGCAUCAUCAUCCUGCAUCUCUGGUACUCGGCUUUUCUGCCCGAGUUCAUUAUCGACGAAAUCAAGAACAAGAUCCUCCCGAUAGUCCUAGAGUUCCUGAAGACAAUUGUUAAGUACUCUGAACUGCGGCAGGCUAAAUGGCAUCAUAACAAUGCGACACUGAGUGCACAGUUCCAUGUAAAGGUCUGA